AUGACAGUGGUGCCCGGGGAGAACCUGGAUGAGACUGUGGCACUGGCAGCCCUGUCCCAAGAUGUCUACGACCCCGAGAGAGCGGAUCAGGAGUGCUGCGAGAGGGUGGUCAUCAACAUCUCCGGGUUGCGCUUCGAGACUCAACUGAAGACCCUCGCGCAAUUCCCCGCAACCUUGCUUGGGGAUCCCAGGAAAAGAAUGCGUUUCUUUGAUCCGCUAAGAAACGAGUACUUCUUUGACAGGAACCGGCCAAGCUUUGACGCCAUCCUCUAUUACUACCAGUCUGGUGGCAGGCUACGGAGACCUGUCAAUGUUCCCGUGGACAUUUUUAUGGAGGAGAUUAAGUUCUAUGAAUUGGGAGAGGAGGUCAUCGAAAAUUUCAAGGAAGAUGAGGGUUUUAUCAAAGAAGAAGAGCGACCGCUGCCAGACAACGAGUUUCAGCGGCAGGUCUGGCUCCUGUUUGAAUACCCAGAGAGCUCUGGACCCGCCAGAGGUAUAGCAAUAGUUUCUGUACUUGUGAUAUUGAUAUCAAUUGUCAUCUUUUGCCUGGAGACGUUGCCGGAGUUUAGGGAGGACGGGAAAAUUUACGAGGACCAUCUUGCAUUGAAUGGGACUGUAAGCCCAAAGAAGCCUAAUCCAUUCACAGACCCGUUCUUUAUUGUUGAAACCCUCUGUAUAAUUUGGUUCUCCUUUGAAUUACUGGUGAGGUUUCUGGCAUGCCCAAGCAAGCCCGCCUUCUUCAAAAACAUUAUGAACACAAUCGAUAUUGUGGCAAUCAUGCCAUACUUCAUCACCCUUGGUUUGGAACUCGCGGAACACCAAGGAAAUGGUCAGCAAGCAAUGUCUCUGGCGAUUUUGAGAGUGAUACGUUUGGUUCGUGUGUUCAGAAUUUUCAAGCUCUCUAGGCACUCCAAAGGUCUCCAAAUCCUUGGGAAGACUUUACAGGCGAGCAUGAGAGAACUGGGCCUCCUAAUAUUCUUCCUAUUCAUUGGAGUCAUUUUAUUUUCCAGCGCCGUGUAUUUUGCGGAGACAGACGACCCCGAGUCGGGGUUCAGUAGUAUACCCGAUGCGUUUUGGUGGGCAGUGGUAUCCAUGACUACAGUGGGGUACGGGGACAUGUGCCCAGUAACCAUCGGUGGAAAAAUUGUCGGAUCUUUAUGUGCCAUUGCUGGCGUGCUAACAAUUGCACUGCCCGUCCCUGUAAUCGUGUCCAAUUUUAAUUACUUCUACCACAGGGAGACGGAGCAUGAAGAACAAUUCCAAUACACCCAUGUAACGUGUGGCCAACAGCAGCCAUCGUUUGGUGAAUUUAAAAAGAGUGACAGCAAACCGUCCUUAUCAAAAUCAGACUACCUGGACUCUGAGGAUGCAGAUUCUAUUAAAUACACGAAUUGCAGUCCACAUAAAGCGUAUACAGGAAAGCUUACAGACGUAUGA
Messenger RNA from Chanos chanos (milkfish), 1437 nucleotides. RefSeq names its product shaker-related potassium channel tsha2. NCBI's taxonomy places the organism in Eukaryota, Metazoa, Chordata, Actinopteri, Gonorynchiformes, Chanidae. The coding region runs from base 1 to 1437 and encodes 478 amino acids. Gene Ontology annotation, molecular function: protein binding; delayed rectifier potassium channel activity. Gene Ontology annotation, cellular component: voltage-gated potassium channel complex; membrane. The record is from RefSeq and is a predicted model, not a curated record. The transcript has a single exon. Gene Ontology annotation, biological process: action potential; protein homooligomerization; potassium ion transmembrane transport.